This is a messenger RNA of Vitis vinifera (wine grape), 807 nucleotides long. RefSeq lists its product as uncharacterized. The record is from RefSeq and is a predicted model, not a curated record. The coding region runs from base 1 to 807 and encodes 268 amino acids. Lineage: Eukaryota; Viridiplantae; Streptophyta; Magnoliopsida; Vitales; Vitaceae. The transcript is spliced from 2 exons.
AUGGGGGCCAGGCAUAUGCAUGUUAUGGACGAGGAUAAUGAUGAAAAUGAAGAAGUGUACAUGUAUCCAGUAGAUAUGCACCCGGAUGAGCGGGAUGGAAUGAGAAUCAAACCUCCAUCUCCAUAUGAAAUAAAGAAUAAGUACUUGGAAAGGGAAUACAAAGAUAUGGAAGCUUAUGUGAACCAACAAAGAGAUAAAUGGAAGACAUAUGGCUGCACCAUAAUGUCAAAUGGAUGGACAGGGCCCAUGAGAUUAAGUAUAAUUAAUUUUAUGGUCUAUCCAAAAGGGAGUACGGUGUUCCUUAAGAUAUUCAAUGCAUCAAACAAUAUCAAAGACCACAAAUACAUAUACAAGCUAUUAAAGAAUGUUAUCAAAGAAGUCGAGGUAGAUAAUAUGGUCCAAAUUGUCAUAGAUAACGGGUCAAUGUUCGUGAAAGUAAGGAAGGUAUUGAUGAAUAAGUUUAACUUAUAUUGGACCCCAUGUGUGGCACACUGUAUUGAACUAAUGUUUGAAGACAUCAGGAUAAGACCUAGUGUUGGAGAUGUAAUAUGCAGUGACCGCAAGAUAACCAACUUCAUUUACAAUCAUGGUUGGUUACUUGCAGAAAUGAGAAAGUACUGUGGUGGAGACAUUGUUCGACUAGGAGCUAAAAGGUUUGCUACAAACUAUAUUGCUCUUAAAAGUCUUCUUAAAAAAAGGGUUGAUUUGAAGAAAUUGUUUAUGAGUGAUGAAUGGGCAAAACACAAGCUCAAUCGGACAAACAUUGGACGAGAUAUGGAGAAACUAAUGUUUGACCAUCAGUAUUAG